Messenger RNA from Thelazia callipaeda (thelaziosis nematode), 681 nucleotides. The record is from the annotation of a GenBank genome assembly. NCBI's taxonomy places the organism in Eukaryota, Metazoa, Nematoda, Chromadorea, Rhabditida, Thelaziidae.
AUGUUAUCAUCUAAAACUCUUAAAAAGAAAAAAGAUAAAUUUGUAGAUGAAAAACAAAAAGUACAGAAAAAUUCAACCGUUGAAAAUAUGGAUAAAUUAGUAAAUAUAAUUGCUAAAGCUCGUAAACAAAUGCAACGCUAUGAAAACGAAAAUUACAUAGCUGAUAAAAUUAAAAAUAUUAGACGAUAUAUAAAUGACGAUGUUAUUAAUAUUAUCAAUAUUAAAACGAAAACUGAAAAUAUUAACGAUAAAUUGAUGAGAAUGCUUGAUUUUAUGGAAUUUGAUAUUGAAUCUCGCGUACGUGUACCAAACGAUUCUUCAUCAAAAGCAAAUGCCACUGAUAACAAUGAUACAUCAUCUGUUCAUGAGACUUUAUCACCAACUCAAAGAUGCUUGAAUUUACCAGAAAAAUCACCAUCAGCUGACAUACGAGAAAUGGAUGAAAUUAAUUCAGCAAUAACUGCUCUCAAUCAUGACCUCGACUAUUUGGAAUUACUUCAAGAAGCAGAUAGUGGAUUUAGUGGAUAUUGUUCAAAUGUUCGCUUAAUGAUUUACAAUAGACUAAGGCUUAAAAAACAAAUUCUCGAUAUAAAGUUGACCAAAAGAAGAAUUGAACGGAUAAAUGACAUGUUUAAACGCUCAAAAAUGGUUCAUUCUAUUAAGCUCACUGCAGCAAGUUGA